UUCAUGAGCACUCUCACUCUUACAAAAGUUUCUUUUUGAGGAAAAUAAAAUAAAUGAACACGUAGCUUAUGAAAGAGAAAAUAAGAAAAAAUUGGUCCAAUUCACCGAACGGCCCAACUCACUACGUCAAUAAUCUCGUGGCCCAAUCUCAAGGCAGCAGCAGAAUCCAAAACGGCAAGCGCGCUGCGCGCCCGCUCGCCUCCGCCUCGUCGUUUGAAUUUUGAACUCCCGAAUCCCGAAGAGGCGGCGCCUUGUUCGACGACAGAAAGGGGGGAAAGAGUCGAGUCUCGGCACCAUUUCGACUCCUCGUCUUCGGCGAGAAGCGCAGGCCACCUGCUCGACGCGAUGCCCAAGUCGCCGCCGCGCCGCCGAGCGGGCGAGGAGGGGGCGCCCGACCGCCUCAGCGCGCUCCCCGACGCGCUCCUUCACCGCGUCCUAUCAUCCGUCAAGGCGUGGGAGGUGGUACGCACCUGCGUGCUGUCGCGGCGGUGGCGCCACCUCUGGGCGUCCGCGCCCUGCGUCGACCUCCGCCUCCGUCCCGGCCGCGCCGACGGCGACGACGCGCCCGAGGAGUUCCCCCGCUUCGUGCGCCGCCUCUUCCGGCACCGCGAUGCGUCCGCGGCCGUGGACACGCUCCGCCUGCGGUCGAGCGACGUCGACGGCGCCUUCGAUGAGGACGACGCCAAGUCCUGGAUCCGUGCCGCCAUCAAGCGGAAGGAUCGAGUCGUUCAUCUGAUUGGACAUCGCAACGGCCUCGCGGGGUUGGAGCCCGCGGCGUUCGUCUCCAGGCACCUCAAGGUCUUGAAGCUGUCCUACGCCCAGGUCGACGACAACAUCCUCAGGCAGCUCUCUUCCCGGUGCCCAUCUCUGGAAGAGAUGGAUCUGAAGGAUUGCUUGAUUAUUUCUGGCCAUGAGAUUUCGUCCUCCACUCUGAAGACCUUGUCAAUGGUCAAAUGCAACAUGUUCUGGGGCCUCUCUAUCACUGCUCCCAACCUUGUACUGCUGCGCUGCGUUAAACCGAUCGGCCAAGCUCCAUCUUUUAAGAACCUGGGGUCGCUUGUUGCAGGCACAAUCAUACUUGAUGACUAUUGUUUGAGUGAUGAUUUCGAGGACUUCAGCAAGGACGAACUCGAUGAAACCACUGAUGACGAUGAAUCAGAUGAUUCCAGAGAUGAUGGGGUUGGUUAUCAUAAGAAUAGGAAACAAAAGAUUAAACCUAUGGUGAUAUUGAUGUCUGAUGAUGAUGAACUGGAUGGAGAUUCUGAUGAUGAUGACAGUGAUGAUGGUAAGAAAAGGAAGCGCAAGGCUGGAGCUGGAUAUGGAUUUGGUUUACCUCAGAAAAGACAUAGGCUGGGUGUUUGCAAGGAUGGGAACGAUUAUGGUAGUGAUAUUGAAAGUGAUGAUAACACCUUUGAAUAUAGUGACAUUGCAAAUGAUUGUGAUGUGUCUAGCUAUGAUGGCGUUGGCCAGAGUCCGGGAAAAGAUGGUAGCCGUUGGGUCUAUGGAGAAAAUUCUGGAUCCAAUGACAAAAAAGUUUUAGGUGGCCAAGAUGUUCUUCAAUGCCUUCUGAAUGCUACAAGUUUGGAGCUGCUUGCUGAUGCUGGAGAGGUGAUUCUUACUAGAGAACUGAAAAAUUGCCCAAGUUUUAGCAACCUGAAGACCUUGUCCCUCGGUGAAUGGUGCGUGGGUGCUGAUUUUGAUGCAUUAGUGUUCUUUCUGCAGCAUUCACCUAAUUUGGAGAGGCUUUUUCUUGAACUUAAACUGAACUCAAACUUCAGGAAGUCAUUGGAAACUGGUGUCAAACCAAAGGGAAGAUCUUUUGCUUGCAAACGCCUUCAAAUGGUGAAGAUCAAAUGCUCCAAGGAUGAUGUAAGAGUCCACAAGCUGGCACAUUUGUUCAGAGCUAAUGGUGUGCCAGUGGAGAAAAUUUUUGUCCGUCGAACUGGCAGCACAUAUCUCCGUGGCAAGAAGAUGAUGAAGGAUCUUGCCAGGCAUGAACUACAGUUCUGGGGGGAUGACUAAUAUCCAGUUAUCCAGCUAUCUUAUCAGAUGUUAAGCGAUUAGUUUAAUCAGUUUUUUGUUAGCAAACUUGUGAUUUGCAUUAGAGCUUGGAUUUCAGGAAGCACCGAUCUUGGUUGUGAAACUGUGAUACAGCGAUAUGAUGCUUUGUUUGGGUAAUAUGUAAGAUGGAGAACUUAUGUUUACCCAAACGUUGGAAGGUUCUUCUCUUUCCUGGUGAAUGAGUUAAGACGCA
Setaria italica (foxtail millet) is the source of this 2254-nucleotide messenger RNA. RefSeq lists its product as uncharacterized. Gene Ontology annotation, molecular function: protein binding. The transcript has 4 exons. The record is from RefSeq and is a predicted model, not a curated record. NCBI's taxonomy places the organism in Eukaryota, Viridiplantae, Streptophyta, Magnoliopsida, Poales, Poaceae. Bases 346 to 2022 code for a protein of 558 amino acids.